UGCCUCCCAAAUUGAAGGAAAUGAAAAACCAAGAGGCUGCUGUGGGUCAGAAGCUAGUGCUAAGGUGUGAAACCACUUCAGAGUACCCUGCGCUCAGAUUCAAAUGGUUAAAGAAUGGAAAGGAAAUAACAAAAAAAAACAGACCAGAAAAUAUCAAGAUUCCCAAAAAACAAAAGAAAUACUCUGAGCUUCACAUUUACAGAGCCACAUUGGCUGACGCUGGGGAAUACGCAUGCAGAGUGAGCAGCAAACUAGGGAAUGACAGUACUAAAGCCAGUGUUAUCAUCACAGACACCAAUGAGAGCACCAGCAAGAUACCAGCAUCAACAGAAGGGACAAAAACUUCUUCAC
Molecule: messenger RNA, 351 nt
Organism: Phaethon lepturus (White-tailed tropicbird)
Lineage: Eukaryota; Metazoa; Chordata; Aves; Phaethontiformes; Phaethontidae
Product: pro-neuregulin-1, membrane-bound isoform-like
Exons: 3
Biological process (GO): nervous system development; animal organ development; activation of transmembrane receptor protein tyrosine kinase activity
Molecular function (GO): chemorepellent activity; protein tyrosine kinase activator activity
Source: RefSeq, a predicted model, not a curated record